Volvox carteri f. nagariensis is the source of this 570-nucleotide messenger RNA. RefSeq lists its product as uncharacterized. NCBI's taxonomy places the organism in Eukaryota, Viridiplantae, Chlorophyta, Chlorophyceae, Chlamydomonadales, Volvocaceae. Bases 1 to 570 code for a protein of 189 amino acids. The transcript has a single exon. The record is from RefSeq and is a predicted model, not a curated record.
AUGGGGCCCAAGAAAUUAACUACUAUAGCUGGUCAGGGUAGCGUCAAAGCAUUCCUGACCACCGGCAGGCCAAAACCUAGUAGCGGCGAUGCUGGUAACACUUCAAACAAUAUAGUGAGUACAAGAGAGACAUUAGAACCAGAUGACAGGGCGCCUCCCGCACGGCGCCACGCUUCAGCCAGUCAAUUCCACCAACAGCCAGUUGCAGGCCAGGAAGCAGCUCAGGCGCACCAGGCUAGACGCCCGGAGCCGGUUGUAUCACCAUCGAAACGACGUAAGCUCAAUGAGCCAUCGGCUGGCUCUGCUGGGGCAGGUCCAUCAGGCACACUGCCAGCGAUGCGGCCAGCAACGCGGCUCCCGCAGCCGAGCCCGCGCACGUCUCCAAGCACAUCUCAGCAAUCUGUUGAGAUCGUUGCAAGCCCUCUGCAGUUUGUCACGUCAACUUUAUGUGCUAGUCGGCUCAAGUCGCUCUACCCCAAGUGUAACAAAUUGACAUCCCAACUUGGAUCGGAGUCCAUUCAAACGAUUUUCGAGAAUGGAAAAUUUGAGAACCAGCUGGUUCGGCCCUAA